Aspergillus clavatus NRRL 1 is the source of this 1575-nucleotide messenger RNA. RefSeq lists its product as uncharacterized. The transcript has a single exon. Lineage: Eukaryota; Fungi; Ascomycota; Eurotiomycetes; Eurotiales; Aspergillaceae. The coding region runs from base 1 to 1575 and encodes 524 amino acids. The record is from RefSeq and is a predicted model, not a curated record.
AUGUCACUAACGCCGGUCGACUCGCUCGCGUCUGACGACGACGACCAUUCCACAGUGGCCCCAGCUCCAGGUCGAACCCGCGCUACUCGCUCUCAAUCAGUCAAGAAACAACCCUCGCGACCAAAGACAACCUACCAAUUAGCUCACCCAGCGUCGCAUGCGCGUCAUCGGCGCUUGAAAUUUCGGCCGAAGCUCCUUCUGCAGUUGCAGCGAGUCUCCCCGUCAACACGCCCGCUCCCGAUCUUGGAUGUGUUGCCAUCGACGGUGUUCCUGCCGCGGCUAGCUCGCAGGUUCCCGACGAUCUUCCGGGGAAAGAAAGGCCUGGGACCGUACGAUUUGAUCAUCGUGAUGAGUGACUUGUAUGAACGGACGCCCGGCGACAUUGCGAGCAAGUAUCUCGGCCCGAACGACGAGGACAACGAGCACCGCGAGGUUGUCGCGACCAUCUGCCAAAUGCCCAAGGAGGAUGGGGCCCUCUCUCAGGGUAAGGCAGAGAUCUGUCUGAUCCAGGGACCGGUCUGGGAGGCGACCCCCCUUGCAAACGGCUCGUAUGAGUUCAGAGCCAACACCGAUCAGGGAGUGCAGGUUUUGCGGUGGGUUUCCCGCGGCGGAAAAUCCCGUCGGGUGUCUGCGCCUCCAGGCUCUCCCUUGCAGGAAGAUGCCAAACGGUUUACAUUCAGUGUGAUUGACCCCAACACGCGUCGUCAUCCAGUCAUUGCGGCCAUGACACGCAAUGUCCUCGAGGUGUAUGACGAGUAUUCAACGACGUUCCCCCAAGGCGACCUCCCUACGACGCCCACUUGUGGUAUGUCCGUGGUCAGCGAUUCUUCCGAGUUGGAUACUCCUGUGGAUCGAGAUAUGGUGAAAACGGGUGACGAUCUUCGGGCCAUCAUUAUCAUCACGUCCAUAUGGGUCGCGUUCAGAGAGGGCUGGUCGCGAAAUUUCACUUACGACGAUACGGUGCUGUCGCUGAAUUCCAAAGCGAUUUGUUCGCCUGCCGCAUCCCGUCAAAGUUCACCGGUAGCCGUGCGGGGAGCGGAUGAGCUGCUGUCCGAGGACAGAGACAAGUAUCCCGAUGGUCCUUCGCUGAACAGUAUUCGAAAUCGACUCCCCGGCUCAACUACAUUCCCUUCUCAUUCAUCAAAUUCAUCCGAGUGGGCCAGAUCAACGAAGUACGCCAGCCUGCCGCGACGAUCCAAGUCCACAGGAGCAGCAUUCAUCGAGCGGUCUAACCGACGGAGCGCGUCGGCGUCGGAAAACCAACCGCAGAGACACAGCAUGCUUCCCAUCGCGCAGGAAUCGGAUCGAGCGGUAGCCGAGGAUCCCCGUUCUUCUCGGGGGUUGUCUUCUCCUUCUCAGAGUGUCGACCCGAGAGAUACAGGGAAGCCAGACCGAGCGAUCGACAAGCCUGCCGUAUCAACCGGUCGGUCCCGAAAACAAUCGACCGCGUCCACCGAGAAAAGCAACAAACCGCUUGGUUCCCAGGGCGUAGACCCAGCGCCCUCGAAGGGAAAACGACGCCAUCGCUUCAGCGGCUUCUUCGACUUUUUCACGAGGAAGAGCGGACAUCCCUAG